AUGCCUCCGAUUAAUUUAAAAAACGUGGCUGUCCCAAACAUACCAAUAGUGGGAGCACUCUUCGGUCCACUCGUAAAAAAGUUUGUCGAGGAAGCAACAGCGAAAAUUGUUACCAAAGUCCUCGAAAAAGUAGACCUGAUGCCUUUUUUACCAGCACGCUUACUUCCGGAACGCAAUCCAGACACAAUGCCACUUCUCAGCACUGCAGAAAGCCCUCGCCUCCAGCAGCUGAUGCGACGAUCACGCAGCGUCGGGUCUGAACCGCUACAUUCUGAAUCCGAGUUCAAAGCCGACACGACAAAUGCCCCAGACGCAAACGCCUCAGGAUCAAAGAAAGGGGAUAGACACACCCAGCCGUACGGCACGACUCCAAUUACGUUGCGUGGAAACUUCGCCCAUGGGCGCGUCAACAUCAUGCCCCAAAGUAUUAUGGGAGGAUAUGAGCAUGCUGUGCUAAAUCAGGGCGACUCGUCAUCAUGCAGCAUCCUAAAUACCCUCUUUUCCAUCCUUCUUGGAUAUGCGCUUGCCUUCCUCCUGUUCGAGCUACGGGAAGCACGAAGUUCCUCCUAAAGCACUACGGAAGAUACUGGUACGCAUGGGUACCUACUUAUGGAGGGAUCAGGGAGGAGAUACACAGUUGUUACGAAUGUGUUGAUCUUGCAGUUGCGUUUUCCGCGUUGAUGUUAAUAGGCUACAUGAUCAUGUGUCUCUGAACCAAGUUAUGAAAAAUUAAGCCAGG
This is a messenger RNA of Daldinia caldariorum, 739 nucleotides long. RefSeq lists its product as uncharacterized. The record is from RefSeq and is a predicted model, not a curated record. The transcript has a single exon. Lineage: Eukaryota; Fungi; Ascomycota; Sordariomycetes; Xylariales; Hypoxylaceae. The coding region runs from base 1 to 570 and encodes 189 amino acids.